This is a messenger RNA of Carassius auratus (goldfish), 1705 nucleotides long. It is a transcript of the gene casp8l1, whose product is annotated as caspase 8, apoptosis-related cysteine peptidase, like 1. NCBI's taxonomy places the organism in Eukaryota, Metazoa, Chordata, Actinopteri, Cypriniformes, Cyprinidae. The transcript has 6 exons. Gene Ontology annotation, molecular function: cysteine-type endopeptidase activity. The record is from RefSeq and is a predicted model, not a curated record. The coding region runs from base 285 to 1265 and encodes 326 amino acids. Gene Ontology annotation, biological process: proteolysis.
UAUAUUCUUUACGAUUUCCAUUUUGACAGACUUUCGAAGGGCGGAGAUUGGGAAUCUCAUAGCGCGAGGAUCUCAGAUUCCUCCCUCAGAUUCCUCCCUCCUUCUCUCUCUCUCUCUCUCUCUCUCUCUCUCUCACACACACACUUUCUCCCUUCCUGCCUGCAAUCUACUCGGUCAGUCAACUGGUUUAAAUACCCGUGUCCAAAAACCCGGCAACAUCAAAAUAUUUCCUUCUAGACUGGUCUGCAUUGUUUCUUAAACCACUGUACGUUUUUGGCUAAGAUAUGGGUAAAAUUGGUUCUGCCGGCACCCAAAAUCGGACAAGCCAGAGAAACAAGAAUAAGCAGAAGGUCAGAGCAUCAAAUGGAUCAAAGCGAAAAAAGACUGAAGACAAAGAAAACCUUCCUGAAUGUGUUCAAAAGACAAAUGUACUUAAAAGAAAGCGGGAACCCCUUCAAUCAACUGGCAAUAUUUCUGAUCACUACCCUAAAAAGAAACGUGUGGUGUCAACACAGAAGGAAUUUUAUUCCACGUCAAAUAGGCCUCUUGGAUAUUGUUUGAUCAUAAACAACUACAACUUUGAGAGAACGUCACUUGGAAACCGGAGAGGGACAGAAAAAGAUAAAGAUGAUCUCACCAGAGUGUUUGAGAACAUGUUUUUCAAAGUUGAUGUGCGGAAUGAUUUGCAAGCAUCAGAUAUGCAGAAUGUGAUAAAGGAGCUUGCAGAGAGGGAUCACUCUCAGAUGGAUGCUUUUGUCUGCUGCAUCCUGUCCCAUGGAGAAAAAGGCUCUGUUCUUGGAAUAGAUGGAAAACCAGUUCUGAUCCGUGAACUCACACAGCCUUUUGCUGAAUGCCAAACUCUAGUUAACAAGCCGAAGCUUUUCUUCAUUCAAGCCUGUCAGGGUAAUGAGGGCCAGCAAGGUGUGUGUAUUGCAGAUGGACAGGAGAAUACCAGAGAAGAAAGAACAUUUGAGAAGGAUUCUCAUACUGUUGCAUGGCACGGUGUCCCUAAAGAUGCUGAUUUUCUCAUUGGAAUAGCAACGGUUGAGCACUACAGAUCUUUCCGCCACAUAAAAGAUGGGUCCAUCUUUAUCCAGGAACUCUGCAAACAGUUGGAAAGUGGCUUGAAAGAGGACAUACACUCCAUUUUGACAAAGGUGAAUAGAAUAGUGAGCUCCAAAAUCCUUCAGGGUUGCAAGCAGAUGCCUGAGGUUCGCUACACUCUAACCAAAACACUGGUCCUGCCCAUGAAGCAAAGGUCUUGAUUUAUUUGAGGCAUGACAAUCUGGCAUCCAUCUCUUCCUCUCUUGUGGGAAAAGUUCCAUUUGUAAUGCAUUUAGAAUAUUAUUAAUUCUGAAAAUAAUGUACUGUUCUUUGUACGUUGCUUUUUACAUCCAAGAUGAAAUCAUCGGGUUAAUCUGGCCAAUUCAGUUCUUUAAACGCACCUGUUGUUGAUGAUUAGCAUGGCUGGAUUCAGUUAUCUGAGAUAACUGCGCGUACAUGGGUUGCUUUAAGGGGUUAUGUAUCAAUACUCGAAACCACGAACAAUGCAGCAAUUGCCUGGUAUCAAAACAGCAACUUAAUCACAUUAUAUAAUUAUAAGGCACUUGACGAAAAACUUGACACAUUUCUGGACUUUUAUAAGGAAACAGCCAAGACAACAAAACUACAUAAAUGUUAUAAUAGAUAAAAGGGGGGGUGAAAU